This is a messenger RNA of Aphis gossypii (cotton aphid), 950 nucleotides long. RefSeq lists its product as uncharacterized. Bases 313 to 732 code for a protein of 139 amino acids. The transcript is spliced from 4 exons. The record is from RefSeq and is a predicted model, not a curated record. Lineage: Eukaryota; Metazoa; Arthropoda; Insecta; Hemiptera; Aphididae.
AAACCGCACGGCGUUCGUGCGCUGUGCCGGGCGUGUGUCACCCGCUAAGCCGCUCAGUCCGAUUCGCCGCAGUCCGUUACGAUAUCACGUCUGGACAAUAGCUCCUCGUCGGUCGCGAAUACGGUCCACGCCACUUGAAAAAAAAAGCACUUCUUCGUCGUCAUCGUCUUUUUGCCGGCGCGCGCACUACGACCGCCCACACACACGCACACACCUACGCGGGUGCAUACACAAGUCGUGUGUGCGAGACUCGAUACUUAUAUAAAGUAAAGUUAAGUAACAAUAUCCAAGAUCAAACGAACCCCUAGUAAAAUGUUGAUGCUUCUGAUUACCGUCAUAUCCAGCCUGUGCAUGAUGGAUUUGGGAACGGCGAUAUCAGUGCCAACAGGCAAGACGACGCCCAUUGAACCCGCUGUGCCCGAGCCAAAAAUAAUUCCGGUGCCUGGUUCCUAUCUUGCUCCACCGGCUCCCGUACAAGAGUAUUCGGAAGAAAGACCUGAACCACCGCCCUUGGAUCCGUCUUAUGUGCCAAUCCCAUACAGCUUUAUCGAGUAUCUGGCACCUCAAAGUCUUCUACUGGUACCAAUGAAAAUUAAGUUCCAAAAACCUUAUUCCAAGUAUGAAAAAUACCCUCUCACAGCGAUUAAGUACCAGAAGCUUAUCAAAAAUGAAAAUAUGAGACGGAAAUAUUAUUCGAAUAUUCCACAACAAAAUUACAUUCCAUCAAACUGAUGAGUGUUAUAAUUCUCUCGUCGUCAAAAAUGUUUGCCAUGUCAUAUACAUAUAUUAGGUAUAUGUAAUUAAAAUAAAAUGUUAUACAUUUUUUACCUCUUUAAAAUAAUUGUUUUUAUCUCUACUAUAACCAAUAUUGUUUUGUAAUAUAAUUUAUAUGUAAUAUUUUAAUAUAAUAAUAUAAUAAUGUGUAAUAAACUUCAUUUUUUGUAUUAUAA